AUGUCUUUCCCCGGCCUGAAGAGGAGCUCCAGACUCACGGUUGUGCUAGGGACGUCCUCGAUCGUCGACGAGGUCACGCACGAGCCCAUCCUCUCGAUAUUGUCCUUGAUCGUCGAGACGGCCAUCAAGCUGAGGCGCGAUGGACAUAGAGUGGUCAUCGUGUCGUCGGGCGCCAUCGGCGUCGGCCUGCAGAGGAUGAACAUGCCCAAGCGUCCGAAGCACCUCGCGCAGAUCCAGGCACUCGCGGCCAUCGGCCAGUCCAGGCUGAUGUCGAUCUGGGACUCGCUGUUCGCGCACAUGAACCAGCCGGUGGCGCAGAUCCUCCUCACGCGCAACGACAUCGCCGACCGGAUCCAGUACCUCAACGCCCAGAACACGCUCGCCGAGACGCUCUCGCUUGGCGUCAUCCCGAUCGUCAACGAGAAUGACACGCUCGCCGUGUCCGAGAUCAAGUUCGGCGACAACGACACCCUCUCCGCCAUCACCGCGGCCAUGGUGCACGCCGACUAUCUCUUCCUCAUGACCGACGUCGAGGCCCUGUACGACAAGAACCCGCGCAAGUUCCCCGACGCCCAACCGAUCCUCGUCGUCGACGACAUUGACGCCCUCCAAGCCGACGUGUCGUCCGCCGGGUCGGCCCUGGGCACCGGCGGCAUGGCGACCAAGAUCGUCGCCGCGCGGCUCGCCACCGCCGCCGGCACGUCGACCAUCAUCACCAAGUCCUCGAAACCGGGCAACAUUGCCGCCGUGAUCCGGCACCUCCACCCUCCUCCAGCCGACCCCGAGACAGGCGAAAACGCGGAUCCCGUCCCCGCACCGCCGCUACACACACGCUUCGUCCCCUCCAGCAGUCCCAUCAGGAACCGCGCAUUCUGGAUCCUGCACGGCCUCGCGCCCCACGGCACCAUCUACAUCGACCGCGGCGCGAGCAACGCCCUCGUCAACAAAGCCGGCCUCCUCCCCGUCGGCGUCGUCGCCGUGGAAGGCAACUUUGCCCAGCAAGAGGCCGUCCGGCUCGUCGUGGUCGACAAGCAUCCGCUCGGCCGCCUCUCGCCGACCGGCGACUCGAGCGCCACCGCCAUGCACCUCGUCCUGAAGGGCGAGGAGAUCGGUCGUGCCGUCGUCAACUAUUCCGCCGGUGAGGUGGCCAGGAUCAAGGGCCUGAGGAGCGGUGACAUCAUCGGCGCCCUCGGAUAUGCGGACAGCGAGUACGUCGCCUACAGGGAGAACGUGAGUCUGCACAACACGUCCGCCGCGAGUCGCCCGGAGACUCCCAGUGGUUUCCGUACGCCCGUCAAGGAGAGGACCCCGGAGAGCAGCAUUGCGGAUUUGACUAUUGGGCAGUAA
Molecule: messenger RNA, 1347 nt
Organism: Exophiala spinifera
Lineage: Eukaryota; Fungi; Ascomycota; Eurotiomycetes; Chaetothyriales; Herpotrichiellaceae
Product: glutamate 5-kinase
Exons: 2
Coding region: 1-1347 (448 amino acids)
Cellular component (GO): cytosol; cytoplasm
Molecular function (GO): ATP binding; glutamate 5-kinase activity; RNA binding
Source: RefSeq, a predicted model, not a curated record